Molecule: messenger RNA, 1865 nt
Organism: Rana temporaria (common frog)
Lineage: Eukaryota; Metazoa; Chordata; Amphibia; Anura; Ranidae
Gene: CBLC
Product: Cbl proto-oncogene C
Exons: 10
Coding region: 283-1728 (481 amino acids)
Biological process (GO): negative regulation of epidermal growth factor-activated receptor activity; cell surface receptor signaling pathway
Cellular component (GO): membrane raft; plasma membrane
Molecular function (GO): SH3 domain binding; ubiquitin protein ligase activity; receptor tyrosine kinase binding
Source: RefSeq, a predicted model, not a curated record
UCUCUGCUAUCAGAUCACAGAGGACUCAUCCUGCCCUACACUAGACCCUUCAUUCUGGACUCUAUUUACUAAACCCCUCUCUGUUUCUUCACAGAUUGCAAUCUCUGCAGCCGCCUCCAACUCUCCUCUGACCACAAUUUAUUUUCUGACUAGUUUCCUGAUAUUCAAUCCUAUUUCCUUGUUUGCUUUCAGUGUGUGGAUCCGAUCCGCUGACCUUUUACACACUCGAGUCUCUGCUGCCGAUCAGCCCUUCUCUACUCGUUGGCUGCUGAUCUCGUCCCCAUGCACGGGAUGCAUGGAGGGCGCAGUGUCCACCUGGACAAGAAGACGGUGGAGAAGGUCAUCCAGAAGUUGGAGGUUUUGUUGGGGUAUAGCGGCUCAUCUUAUUUCCAGAGGGGUCACCCUUACCUUCCGGACAUCGCUCGGGACACCAAGGAGCACCUGCGUCAGAUCUUAGAUAAGAGCGCCGACUUGGGACAUAACCAGUACCUACAGGUGACCGUUCACAGCCUACUGAACAAGACCGAGCAGUGCAUACAAGUGCUCAAUAGAUGUGACGCUGUUGGCAGGCGAACACUGACCAAGCUUUCACUGAUCUUCAGUCACAUCCUGUGUGAACUUCGUGCUUUGUGCCCUGGUGGACGGUAUCAAGGAAACGCAUAUCGUAUCACAAAACUGGAGGCGUCCAACUUCUGGUCGCAAGCCUUUGGGACUAGGUGUCUGGUGAAGUGGGAGGAGUUUAGGGAUGGACUGCAUCCUGUGCACAACAUAGAGGCGGGGCCUCUGGAAUCUGCACUGCGCAGUACGAUGGAUUUAACAUGCAAUGAUCACAUCUCAGUGUUUGAGUUUGACAUUUUCACACGUCUUUUCCAGCCCUGGGAAACCCUGUUGCAGAACUGGAUGCUGCUUGCCGUCACCCAUCCUGGUUAUAUGGCAUUUCUCACCUAUGACGAAGUUAAAGAUCUUCUACAGGGCCACACACACAAGCCUGGAAGCUAUAUCUUCCGGUUAAGCUGCACACAUCUCGGACAGUGGGCCAUUGGCUAUGUGACCUCUACUGGCGGUAUCCUGCAGACCAUCCCUCACAAGUCUUUAUAUGAAGCUCUGAAUGAAGGAGAGAAAGAGGGCCUAUAUCUCUAUCCAAAUGGGUUGAGCUGCAAACACAAUGUAUCAUCUGUCCCCAAACCAAAUCCAAACAUGAUGAUUCAAGUGACUCAGGAACAAUGGGAAUUGUAUUCAGACAUGGAUUCCACCUUCGAACAGUGCAAAAUCUGCACGGACAAUGAAAAGAAUAUGCGGAUAGAGCCUUGUGGCCACUUACUGUGUGACAAGUGUCUAACGUCCUGGCAGAAAAGUGAAAGCACAUGUCCAUUCUGCCGCUGUCAAAUCACAGGUAAAGAGAAGGUCCACAUUGCGUCACGACCAAAGUCAGAAGAGCAUCAAACACAGACCUCAAGCCCCCAGACCCUUCCGAAGCCACCACCUCAUGAAGAGUGUGCUGCCUCUGCUGACUUGGCCAGCACAUUAUCUGAAACCUUCAUCGAUGAAGAAGAAGUGGACUGGAUUAGAAACCGACCACUCCCUCCACCCCCUGUACCUCCAUCCUUCCGCCAUUCUACUUUUGCUUCUCCAAAUCCAUCAGCACCUCCUUUGCCACCUCUUCCCCCUUUACUUCAAAUGUCUCGGAGACUUCGUGCACAAGAUGUUAUCAAUGGAAGCCAUAAUUAACCCAAUCAUGGACGGUGUGAAGCUACACCAUAUGUUUUCUAUCAGAAUAUGUUUGAAAAACAGGAGUGUUCCUGUUGAAUCAAUCCCCAAAGAGACAAUGUCGAUAUGACGCCAAACAGCAAAGCUAUAGUUAUGAA